Drosophila obscura is the source of this 624-nucleotide messenger RNA. RefSeq lists its product as uncharacterized. Lineage: Eukaryota; Metazoa; Arthropoda; Insecta; Diptera; Drosophilidae. Gene Ontology annotation, cellular component: extracellular region. The transcript has 2 exons. The coding region runs from base 107 to 481 and encodes 124 amino acids. Gene Ontology annotation, molecular function: chitin binding. The record is from RefSeq and is a predicted model, not a curated record.
GAGUGUCAUAAGGAGAGGCUCGCCUGUACAUCGAUAUAAAAACCAAAACAGUUGGUUAGCAGUUCAGAUAUACGGCAGGCCGUGGAUUGUCCGCAUCUCCUUGAGAAUGGAUAUACAAGUUUUGCUUUUAGGAGCUCUGAUCGUGUUGAGUUCUGUGUUGUUUCACACACAGGCUAUGACUAGAGAGCCCUUUCAAAGCGACUGCAAUCGGUUCUACGAGACGCGCGUGCUAAGCUGCCCUCCGGACCUUCACUGGAACGCACAACUGCAGCAAUGUGGCACACAGUCCCUGUCAGGUUGUUCCGCCACCGCAACCGACAACCUAUCAGUCACAUGUGCAGAGAAACUUGGACAACUAAUUCCAUAUCCUGGUGACUGUACACGCUUCAUACAAUGCGACUAUCUUCCCUUUGUGAAGAACUGUCCACAGUAUCUCUUCUGGAACUCGAAACUUCUCACCUGCGACAAAAAGUGUGUCUAAUUGUUUUCAAAAUAGUUAAUAGAUUGUCUUGCAAUAACAAAAAUCAAAUGCAAGCCCCAUAUUUUUCAAUUAUUAUUUUUAAAAAUGUUUCGGGAUACUUUCUGUUUUCUUAUGACUUUUAUUAAAUAUUAAUUACAAUUGCA